Molecule: messenger RNA, 519 nt
Organism: Colletotrichum paranaense
Lineage: Eukaryota; Fungi; Ascomycota; Sordariomycetes; Glomerellales; Glomerellaceae
Exons: 2
Coding region: 1-519 (172 amino acids)
Source: RefSeq, a predicted model, not a curated record
AUGAACCCUACGGAUGAAGCCUGUCAGCUUUACCCACAUGAAAAGGAUGAGACUUAUCAUGCUUCUGUUCAAGCUUGCCGUAUUUGUCGUCAACGCUUCAACGUUACUUAUCGGCUACCUCGUGGUUCUGAAGAUGACCCAGUCUGCAAUCCUUCCGAUCUGAACGCUUGCUCAUCAGGGGCCACAGCUCCAUGGCUUCCCCUUAACGUCUGCCUGCAAAUCAAAGCAGCCGGCACCGUUUUCGUGCCACCUGUUCGCCCUGCCGCCAAUGUACAUCAGCGUCCUGCCGGUGACUUCGCCACUUCGCGCCCAACAGGGCUGGCUUCUGAGCGACUAGCCUUCGACGAGAUGGAGGGUGAAUCGAUAUGGAUGCAGACGGACUGGGCUGUGGGACGCUCCCGACCGGCACGGCAGUGGAUCAAGCCACCAACCUUGUCCAAAUUCGCCCGCCUAGCCCAUCAGUGGACCUCAAUAAUACUGCUGCCUGGAAGUCAUCACAGGUCGUCAGCCUACCCGUAG